Rhinocladiella mackenziei CBS 650.93 is the source of this 1578-nucleotide messenger RNA. RefSeq names its product ATP-dependent RNA helicase DBP2. The coding region runs from base 1 to 1578 and encodes 525 amino acids. Gene Ontology annotation, cellular component: cytoplasm; nucleus; ribonucleoprotein complex. Gene Ontology annotation, molecular function: RNA helicase activity; ATP binding; RNA binding. The record is from RefSeq and is a predicted model, not a curated record. NCBI's taxonomy places the organism in Eukaryota, Fungi, Ascomycota, Eurotiomycetes, Chaetothyriales, Herpotrichiellaceae. Gene Ontology annotation, biological process: rRNA processing. The transcript is spliced from 5 exons.
AUGUCUUACGGAGGUGGUUACGGAUCUUCAAGAUCCAACGGAUAUUCCAACGGCUACAGUGGCGGUCACAGUUAUUCCAACGGCUACGGCAACUCGAACGGAUACUCUGGCGGCGGUGGCGGCGGUGAUAAGAUGUCGAGCCUUGGAGCAGGAUUGAAACAACAACAUUGGGAUCUUGCCGCACUGCCAAAAUUUGAAAAAUCAUUCUACAAGGAGGAUCCGGCGGUCACAAGCAGAUCACAGCGAGACGUUGACGAUUUCCGUCGAAAACACGAGAUCUCCGUCCAAGGUCGCAAUGUGCCACGACCAGUCGAGACUUUCGAUGAGGCUGGAUUUCCGGCCUAUGUCAUGUCCGAGGUCAAGGCCCAAGGUUUCGCUCGGCCCACGGCAAUUCAAUCUCAAGGUUGGCCCAUGGCACUCUCUGGUCGUGAUGUCGUUGGUAUCGCCGAGACUGGAUCUGGCAAAACCCUGACAUACUGUCUUCCAGCCAUCGUUCACAUUAACGCUCAACCACUUUUGGCACCAGGCGAUGGCCCCAUUGUGCUCGUUCUCGCGCCAACUCGAGAACUGGCCGUCCAGAUUCAACAGGAGAUCACCAAAUUUGGCAAAUCCUCCCGCAUUCGAAAUACUUGUGUUUAUGGUGGCGUUCCCAAGGGUGGACAAAUCCGUGACCUCACUAGAGGUGUGGAAGUGUGCAUUGCUACUCCGGGCCGCCUCAUCGAUAUGCUCGAAUCCGGCAAAACUAAUCUACGUCGCGUUACUUACUUGGUUCUUGAUGAAGCCGAUCGUAUGCUUGACAUGGGCUUUGAACCCCAGAUCCGCAAGAUCAUCAGUCAAAUUCGCCCUGACCGACAAACCUGCAUGUGGUCUGCCACUUGGCCCAAGGAAGUUCGCCAGUUGGCCUCGGACUAUCUCAACGAUUUCAUUCAGGUUAAUAUUGGUUCCAUGGAUUUGUCCGCAAACCACCGCAUCACUCAAAUUGUCGAAGUUGUUUCCGAAUUCGAAAAGAGAGACCGCAUGGUCAAGCACCUGGAACAGAUUAUGGAAGACCGGAACAACAAGAUUUUGAUUUUCACCGGUACUAAGCGUGUUGCCGACGAUAUCACUCGAUUCUUACGUCAAGACGGCUGGCCAGCACUUUCAAUUCAUGGUGACAAGCAACAAAAUGAGCGUGAUUGGGUCCUCAACGAAUUCAAGACUGGAAAGAGCCCAAUCAUGGUUGCUACGGACGUUGCAUCCCGUGGUAUUGAUGUUCGAGAUAUUACUCAUGUGUUCAACUAUGACUAUCCCAACAAUUCAGAAGAUUAUGUUCACCGUAUCGGUAGAACUGGACGAGCAGGAAGAAAAGGCACAGCUAUCACGCUCUUCACCACUGACAAUGCCAAACAAGCUCGCGAUUUGGUUGGUGUAUUACAAGAGUCUAAACAGAGCAUCGAUCCUCGUCUCGCAGAGAUGGCACGCUACUCUGGUGGCGGUGGAGGUGGCGGCCGUGGUUACGGACGUGGUGGUCACCGCGGUGGUGGUCGUGGUGGCUUCACUGCUUCCAACGCUGCACCACUGGGCCGGAGCCGAUGGUAA